CAUCAUAUUGUGGUGCCUAUUGAAUAAUAAAAUUCUGGAUUUGAUUUCUCCUAUUGAGUGACAAGAGAGCCAAAGAACUUCUGUGAUAACAUCAGAAAUCUAUCUUUUAAUUUUAAGUAUCCCAAAACUGGAGGUAAGAGGGUUAAAUGAUACUGAAGAUUAAAUACUGAAUCCUGAAAAUUAAUAUUCCAGGAUUUGUAAUGAAAGGAGCUGAAAGGUUUGGUUUAGUGUAAAAUCUAACAAAUUCAUCAUGUCUUGAUUUGCCACCAAUAAAUGUCACCUAAACAUAUUUCUAAAUUACUUGGUUAUGCCAAAUGUUUUUAAUGUCCUGUAUUAGAAUACUAAAGCAACUUGGAUUAAAACGACCUGAUGCAGUUAAUGCUUCAAUAAUCUUUUUGGGUUAUAGGUCAGGUACGUUUUUACAGAUUAAUCAUAUGCAAAUAUUUUUAGAGAUGUGAAAGAGUGAUUGAAGUUAAGCAGGGUAUCAUUAAACAGUUUUUGAACUGAUUUUCCUGAAAAGCUUGUAAAACUUCAAUCCUAUAUCCAUUUGCCUGCUGAGUUUGGGACUUCUGAGUGGGUACCUGCAUGGCUAUAAUGUAAAGCAUUUAAGGUAGCAAUCCCCAACUUUUCCAGCUUGGCAGACAGGUGGAGGGGGGGUAUGAUUCACUGUGAGCAGUGGCACACACACAACUCAAUUUGCAUGAGUUGUGGUUGUGUGUGCCCACCACUCACAAAAAUGGAGCUGUGCGCUCACCUACUGCUUGCAUAGCCCAAUUCGUAACCUGGGAAUUUGAGAUACCUGAUUUAACGUAUGCAGAAAAAGUUUCUCAAACUUUUUGAAACUACCUAAAAGUUGACUUAUAUGUUAUGUUAUAUAGUCUGCACUUGAUGGAAACAAAGCACAUAAUAAAUGCAUUCCAUCAACUCAGUGAUGUUAAUGAAAAUUACACCUUGCUUUGUUCUAUUUCUUUAAAUAAAACAGAGUUGAAGGGAGUUAAGGUAUCACCAAGUCUAAUCCUCUGCAUACAACAGGAUUCACUACAUUACCAAUAGAUGAUAUAUUUUAAAAACCCCAGAGAAGGGGAAGAGAUCACUCUACGUGGUAACCUAUUCACCUAAUUUUCAAAGAACUUUUUUGAGAAUAUGUGAGAUGUUACUUAAAUAGGACACUCAUGAUUUUGAAAUAUUAAGCAAGCUGAAUUCAGGUUCAAAAGAUAGGAGACACUAAAGAAUAGGUAGCUCCACCAAUUCCUUCUGCACAAUUCAGUCAUGUUUGUUUCUGGAUUUAUAUUUAAUGUUUUGGAGAAAUCCUUACCCAUCAAUAUUAGGGUUUUUUUUACUUAAGUUAACCUUAAGUGAAAGGUUUUUAAAAAACUUCAGUGCCUGUCAUUCACUAUUCAACAUGCAGUCUUCCUAUAACCAAUGUCCACAGUAUUUUAAUGAAUAUUGACAAGUUUUAUUUAUAGGGCUUUAUUGCAAAGAUUCAUUGCUAUAAAAUAUCUGUCAGUUGUGGAUAGAAACAUGAAAACUGAUGCUUAUGAUGGCUUUCUUCAUGUUUGGGAGACGGUGAAGUAAACAAACUGCAUUUGAAUUCUCAUAAUUGCAGAUUAUUUUGGUCUAUUUUUUAUCCUAUUUGUCCUCACUGAGUGAUCAAAGAACUACAUUUGUAUAUGUGCGCAUAAAGGUAAAUACCGCCCUGAGUCCCUUGGGAGAUAGGGCGGUAUAUAAAUAUGAUUAAAUAAAUAAAUAAUAAAUAAAUAAAGGUUCCCCUCGCACAUGUGCUACUCGUUCCCGACUAGGGGGCUAUGCUCAUCUCAGUUAAAAAGCUGAAGAGCCAGUGCUGUCUGAAGACGUCUCCGUAGUCAUGUGUCUGGCAUGACUAAACGCCAAAGGCACACACAACACUGUUACCUUCCCACCAAAGGUGGUCCCUAUUUUUCUACUUGCAUUUUUUAUGUACUUUUAAACUGCUAGGUUGGCAGAAGCUGGGACAAUUAACGGGAGCUCACUCCAUUACGCAGCACUAGGGAUUCGAACCACUGAACUGCUGACCUUUCUGAUUGACCAGCUCAGCGUCUCAGCCACUGAGCCACUGUGUCCCACUCUGUAUGUGUGUAUAUGGAGAUUUAAAAAGGGAAAGGAAAGAUAAAUGCAAAGUGAACUUGUCCUCAUUCCCAGAACCAUUGCCAAAAGAAACUUUGGAAGCUCAGUCAGCUGAUACAUUUUUAGACUUCAUGGGAACUGCCGAGAAGUGUGAGCAAUAUAUAAAAAGCAUCUCUUGCAACUGUUUUCCCCAUUAAAAUGAUUAUAAUUGUUUUGAAACAACAAUUAUAAAAUGGGCAAAAUGUUGCCACUUCAUUGGAUCAUUUAACAGUGUUACUAUGAUUAUAGUAGCAUAGUCUUAAUACAGACAAAAUUCUUGAUGGCAUUGUGGGAAAUCUGUUUGCUGCCUAAGGUUUUAAUUGCUCUGCUGGGAACAGCAUAGAACCCAAGAGUCUGCUACAUAGUAUUCACUUGACCUUACCAUUUUUAUAAAAACCUCAAGGCAUGAAAUCAAGAAUCUACAUAAAAAAUUGAAUUCUUGAGCCAUGGAAUUUUAUACUCGGUAUGCCUUCAUUUGGCUCUAUCUAUGAAACAAAAAUACUCUGAGUUCCAGUUCUAUCUUGACUAUGUUUUUCUUAACAAACCUGCAUUUUGUCAAAUCCUUUGUUUUAAUUGCAUAUUAAACAUUUUUCUUUAGAUAGGAGUGGUGGAUUGAAUGCAAUGCCUAGUUGCUUUUAUACUUUACAGAGAUAGUUAUGGAAGUUUUUCAAAACUGGUACAAUUUCAUUUUCACUUAGCAGAUUUAAAUAAUUGAGGUUUGAUUUGCUUGUUACACUAUUCUCUAUAUUUUUUAUCACUGGCCAAUGUAUGCCAUAAACUUUCGAAUUAUUUUUCAGUUAACAUAAUUUUAAUUUGAAGGUUUGUUUCAUUACAUGUUUUAUUUGUAGUCAAUGUGUCUGCAGAUGAUAAUUCUGCGGAGUGUUUUGCAGUGGAAAAUUAAAAUGCUAGGCUGAACUUAUUCAUGUUGUAGGUGUCAAAUUCUCUAACCUUUGGCAUCUUUCUAAUUCAUAGAGUGCCCUAUACCUCUAUGGCUGAAGUAAUUUCUAUUAGAAAACAUAAAUCAUUGCCAAAGUGGAUUCUUGAAUAGUUCAGGUGCAAAUGAUUAAUACAAACAUUCAUAUGCUGUCAUUUCUAAUGGAAACCAUCUGCAGUAUCAAAAUAAUCUGUGGACAUCAUCUGUCCCAAAGCAGUUUCUACCUGGUUUGGUUGCAGCUUUUUCUUUAGUCUCCAGAAAUAGUAGCUGCUGAAAGAUGAGGUCUAAUAAGACCGUUCAUUAAGUAUUCAGGAAUAAUGAAAAUCAAAGAUUUGCUGAGAGACGGAACAUAUGGGAUCUCAUUCCUUCGUUUCCAGUAGUAACUUCUCAUAAGACAUUGCUUUACGAAGAGAAAGAGGCAAGCAUGUGGGGUUCUGUGCCUUUAUAUUCAUUUGCUCUGGACUAUAUACCCUUUACAAAAAAUAACCUCACUUACUCUGUUUUUUUAAACAUGCAUUAAGGCAUGGGUGUCAAACUCACGUUGAUGUCACAUGAUGUAUUGUGACUUUUUUGCCUUUGCGGAGCUGGGGUGGGUGUGGCCUAGCCUGUGUGUGAUGCAUCCGGCCCGUGGCCGCUAGUUUGACACUUCUGCAUUAAGAGAAAUGACAAAGCUACAUGAAGUUCAUGUUUGAAAACUGAACUUGAAACAAUUAAGACAGGGAUGAACAAGGGUGUCUAAUUUAGAUGUUUUAAUUCAAAAAUAUUUAUAAAUUUGCACCUUAUCUCAGUAAAUUUAGAAGACACUUGUUUGAUGUAAUAUUAAGAUAGACUAGCAAUCUUUUGGUGGAUGUUCCCAUAAACCAGUGGUAGUCAACCUGGUCCCUACCGCCCACUAGUGAGCGUACCAGUUUCAUGGUGGGCAGUAGCAAUUUUGUCCGAUACUAAAGCACUUUCCUUUUUUUAAAUUUAAUUGAGUUUUAUAAAAAUGUUCAUAGCAUUAUUUAAAAACAUUUUCAUUAGGUUUUCAUCAAAUUCCCCGUGACAAUUUAAAUUUCUGAAAAUAUACUAUUUGUAUCGCCCGCGCAUAAGUUUAGUUCACGUUACAUAAGUGAAACUACAUGGCGCUAUACUGUGACUGCAAACAAAAGAGCCUUGUCCCAGAAUAGCUCGCGCAUCUCCCCCACACACCACCCAGCUGUAACAGACAAGCAGAGCUGGUAGCCGGUGCCCCCCCCCAAAACCCAAUCCACGAUGCGCGAGAGGCAUGCGCAGAUGACGAUACAUGGCGCAUUACUGUGGAACCGGUGGGUGGUUAGAAAAUUUUUAUUACUAACAGAGAUACAAAAGUGGGUGGUAGGUAUAAAAGGUUGAGUACCCCUGCCAUAAACAGUUGGGCUUGCAGGAUCCAGUGGAAAUCAUGAUAUUGCUAUGAUUUUGGGGCAAAAUUCUGGGGAGUUCUUAGUGGGCUUUGGCAAUUAAAAAAAAACCCUUUAAGCCUAUUUUAGGUCAGAGAAGAGUUGUUGAAAUUUUCCUGUUUCAAUAUUGAAAGAAAGCACACUAUUUUUCAGAUAUGUUCAGCAGGGUUUCAAGAAAAUAUGCAGAAAUUUCAGAUUGCCUACCUUGGCGAAGCAUAAAGUAUCAAGAAAGUGUCUUUCUGUCCCAGGCUGAUAUUGCAUUAGAGUGGGGAAAAGUGGGGAUUCAACUGUUCUGUUUUCUAAUGUAGUCUAUGCCAGACUAGGGGCACUUUACUGAGGCUUUGUACUGCAGGCUGUCGAGGGACAAUGAGCUUUACUGAAAUAAUCCAUAAACUCAUCCACAUUUCCUUCAGAAGGAGGUCCUGGUAUCCAGGACUGUGCCAGUUUAGAAUAGGUAUGUUACUGGGUUUAAAAUAUUUGCAUAUAAUGAGCUAAUGAGUUAAAGAAGGAGCUGUGCAGAAUCUGUCCAUGAGUUAUCAUAUCUGUCAUAGGUUAUUUUUCCUAUGAGCUAAAUAUUCUUGACUCUAGCUAAAAUUGCACCAUCUAGAAUUCACCCACUCUUAUGUGUAACACUAAUGUCUUAGCUCUGGGUCCUUACGGUCGUUUUGAAUAUCCAUGCUCAAAACCCAAGUAAGGCACCUAGAAGACCUUUGCUCUACUAGGAUCCUAUUCAUAUGGCUGCUAUCUGAUACUAGUCAUGAAAGAGUUAAUGAAGGGGCUUAUUUUCGUGGGAAGGCAAGAGAGGCGAAAAGAGAAGUGUCCUGCAUUCCCAAAAUGCGCCCUGCCAAAAGCAGCCGUUUAUAUCAUGGGUCGUUGCCACAUUCCCACACAUUUUGCUCCUAAUUAACAUCCUGCUGGACAGCUGAGCUGUUUCAAACAGGAAGCUGUUUAUAGAUAACGCUUGCAAACUUGGGCCUGAUUUGCUGAAUGGUCGAAGAGCAGGAGUUGAGCCCGCUUCAAAUUAAAACCUAUUGGACUUUUGUAAAUACUAGCAAUGAGGUCCAUCUGUGGUACAGUGCCCUUUCAGUCAGCAGCUCAGCUACAGCGCCUCUUCUCUCAGCAAAUCUAAGCCUUGCAUUCCUGUCUCUGCCAAGAUCUGGAUAUGCUCAGCAUAUUGCAGAGGAAUCCUGCUCUGUUCAGAUUCUGGUUCCAGGCCUCAAAGGGGAAAAUGGAGAAAAGGGGGAAAAAGGUGCUCCAGGCCGUCCUGGAAGAGUUGGACCUCCAGGGGAAAAAGGAGAAGUGGGAGACAAAGGGCAGAAAGGUAGCAUGGGGCGACAUGGAAAAGUUGGUCCCAUAGGCUCAAAAGGACAAAAAGGAGAUAAUGGAGAUAUAGGUCCACCUGGUCCUAAUGGAGAUCCAGGUAUUCCUUGUGAAUGUGGCCAGCUACGAACAGCCAUUGGUAAAAUGGAUAAUCAAGUGACCCUGCUGACAACAGAGCUGAAGUUUAUUAAAAAAGCACUGCCCUCCCCCGCAGCUGUUGCUGGUGUGCGUGAGACAGAUAAUAAGACAUACCUGCUGGUGAAAGAACAGAAGCGGUAUGUGGACGCCCAACUCUACUGCCAAGGAAGAGGAGGGACACUGAGCAUGCCCAAGGAUGAAGCCACCAAUAAUCUUAUUGCUUCUUACAUCAAUCAAGCUGGCCUCAGCCGAGUUUUCAUUGGCAUUAAUGACCUUGAGAAAGAAGGCAGCUUUGUCUACUCGGACCGAUCCCCUAUGCAGACCUUCAACAAGUGGAGCAGUGGUGAACCAAAUAAUGCUUAUGAUGAGGAGGACUGUGUAGAAAUGAUCACCUCUGGGGGCUGGAAUGAUGUGGCAUGUCACAUUACAAUGAAUUUUGUAUGUGAAUUUGACAAAGAAAAUGUUUAAUAAAGUUUCCCCCUGUCAGGCUCUCUAUAUGAAUUUCUUUGGGGGAAGGUGAAUAAUUUGGGCAGUCCAACUAUUGUCAUCAGUACUCCAAUCUCGGGAUUGAUUUUAUAUGGAAGUUGGUUUCUUGUUUAUGAGAUCCUUUGUAUCAGUGUGUAAAACAAUCCCAAGAUAAUUUUAUCUUCAUCUAUCCUUUCAUUCACAUUUUUUCCAGCAAUCCCAUCAUCAACACAUACAUAAUUUUUUUUUUUGUUUGUUUACAUUUAUACCCCGCCCUUCUCCGAAGACUCAGGGCGGCUUACAAUGUAUAAGGCAAUAGUCUCAUUCUAUUUGUAUAUUUUUUUACAAAGUCAACUUAUUGCCCCCCCAACAAUCUGGGUCCUCAUUUUACCUACCUUAUAAAGGGUGGAAGGCUGAGUCAACCUUGGGCCGGGCUCGAACCUGCAGUAAUUGCAGGCUCUGUGUUUUAAUAACAGGCUUCUCUAUUGCCUGAGCUAUCCCGGCCCCUGAUUAAAUUAAAAAGUUUUGUUAAAAUUUCUCUUUCUUUUGUGCAGGUUUUGAGUAUGGACCUUUCCCUCUAUACUUGUAAGUAUAGUGGGGUACAGGUAAGAGAAAAGUAAUGUAGGAAAUAAACCUUAUUUAUUAGAUAUGGCUAUUUAUAGUUACCCACUGUGGAGAAGGAAAGUAUUAUUUCUCAUGGGUUUACUUCACUCUUAUUUGGCAUUAGGAUUUGUUUUUGUUAUUAAUGAAACCAUUUACGGAGUUUUAAUCUUAGAAAAACUCAUUUUUUCAGGAUGACUUAGAAUUAACUCCUCUUUUUGUCAUUUUACCUGUAGAAAAUACGAACCCACGAUAUGUUUAAUGGUUUUGCCUCAAAAAAUUAUUUCUCUUUGUAUGUAUCAGUAUAUACACAUGCAGGGAAUCACAUUGUUUAGCGGUCCAUGCAACAGGUAAAAGUGCGAAAUAUAUCUUGCAUAGCUGAAGAUAUAUGGCUGACUAGGUAGGUUCAUUCCUGUGCAAUACACAAAGAAGUGUCUAACAAUGUAAUAAACUGUUUUACAUAGCAAAGCUACUCAGAAAUCCACUAAUUUUUUAAAUGAAGACUUUUACCAUUUUCAAUAGGACUUUGUAAAAGUGCUUCCCAGCUGAUUACCGCUGUUGUGAAGACUGUGAUAUGGAUAGAAGUUGGCACACAGGAACAUAAAAAAAACUUUUAAAUGCAGCAUUGAGAAGUUAUUGAACAAUGGUAGUAAAAUGUAAAUAUCAGGAAAAGCAACAAAAGAUGUUAGUUUGUAAACUAAACCUAACCCUAUUUGCUGUUAAUGUGAUGGGUUAUAAGAUGUUUAGAAAUAUAUAUUAGAAUUGUACAGCUGUAAAUAUAAUCUAGGUAUUUUUAGGUAUUUCAAAUAUCAAUUCCCCUUAGAAGGAAAGAGCAGUGAUGAUACAAUUUUCAUUCCUGAAAUAAAUAUGGCCCACAUUCAGGCAAUGCUUAGUGAAUGUUUGAAAUCACUGGGCUUAAACUUAAUUCUGGUCCAGAAACCUAUACCUUGAGCCAAAACCCUCAAUUACUUCACUUUUGAGAUGAAUAAAAGAUAAACAAUUCUUUUAGGAUAUUUAAAUAAUAUGUCUAUGAUUUCCAUUUUUAUACAAAAAACUUACUCUUUAAACAAGAAAUCAUCUUGAUGUGGUUUCAUAAAUAUAUCUUCAGGAGAAUAGUAAUUUCUGAAAUUUAGCACACUAGUUCCUUAUAUUCUCUAGUAUAUUUAAUAUUUAACAUUUAAAACAUUUGCAGCUGUAGAUUUCCUGGACUGAAUUAAUUUAAGUGAACAGUCCAAGUAGCAUUUAAUACUCUAUAACUUGACAAUAGGAAAUUAAAAGAAACAUUAUAGAAAGAAUAAACUAUUUUCUUGAUUUAGUAGCUGGCAUGCUUAUAUCUAUGUAUGUAUGGUUAGGGUUAAAGAAAUGAAUAAGCAGAUCUCUGUUAUCCAUGUGGUUUCAUGAUGACCAGGCGUGGGCUGCGAAGUCUAAUGAGCAGCAGAUGGCAGCAAAGAUUUAAUGUUUUAAAAAUCUAUAGGUUAUUAUAUAGUACAAUAGUUGUAAUUUUUGUAUCCAAGGUCUGAUAAUAUAUAAUUUUUAAAUGGCUUUUCUUUAUUCUUGCCAUUGUAGGCAAGGAGAAGCUGAGUAUCACCUAUCCUGGUAUUAAACAACAAAAAUUUGAAUUAAUUUAUCUAAUGUUAACCAUUACUCCAUCUGAGACUAAGAUUAGUUACAACUAUAAAUUAACUCUAGUGAAAUUCUGUAUCUGUAAUUAGGAUGACUGAGUUCUUAAUCCCAUGACAGAAGCAUAUUCAACUGAAUGUAAUGUGCUUCUACCUGGGUUACAAUUGAGGAGGUGCACAUGAAAUGACUGAAAUCAAAAAUAAAUGUAGCAUGUUCUUAUUUCAUCAGCACAAAUUAAUCCAUAUGAAGUCUGAGACAAAUCCCAGCUGUAAGAAAUGGAUAUUAAUUUAAUUGGCUCCUCAAGGUUGCUAGUGUUGGAAGUAAACUGGGAUACGUUUAUUAAUAUAAAUGAGCUACAAAAUUAACUCCAGCAUGCAAACAAAACUUAAAACUGAUUAACUGUCUCUGCUUGACUUUUGGGGAAUCCUACAGCUUCUUUACCACAAACACUAUCAGUGGCUUAUAGCAGCACAAGGAAACAAGUCAGUUAAUGAUUUUUAGACAUGUGUAUGGAUAACAAACUGCAUAUGCUUAUUUAAUAAACAUAAUUAAUAAAGAUGUUCCAUUUGAAUAUUUGCUAUAGUUUGAUUAUAGUUCUGGUUUAGGUUCACUUUAUUUUGCUAUAUUAAACUUUUCUACAUUGACCUACAUUGUUAUGGCAUUUCUAAAUAAGUCACUGAAUCAGCUGUACUGAGCUGCAGGGUACAUUAGAAACAAAACAUUUUCAGUUUGCAUGACUCUUCCUUGCUACCACUAUACCAAUGAGUCCUCACAGACUGUUUCAGUGUGUUGCUAUAGGCUAGUAGUAAAGAUGUUACAUAAUGACUUGGAGGACCCACAGAAGCAGAUUUGAUAAAUGGGUAGAUCUUUAGUUCUCAACUUAUCUCACAAAGUGAUUGUGAAAAGUGAAGUUCUAUGUAGUAGUGCUAUUUAGUGCUUCAAAUUCACUUCCCUAAAAGUGCUUCUGGGGAUGUGAACAUAAUUAAAGGAGUUAUAUUUUUCCCUGGAUCAUAUGACAGUUCCAGACGACAAGGUCCAAGAAAAAAUGAAAUUUCUUUAAAGAAUUGCAGACAAGCUGCUCAAUUGGCAUUUCCAUGUGCUCCAAGCUAUUUUUUUGGAACUGAAUCUGAAAUACUUUAUGGCCCACCGAUGUACACAAUCUUGAGUUCAUAUAGAAGAAGAAAAAUAUAAAGGACCAAAACAUUUUUUUUUCAAAAGUAGGAUAUUGAUCUCAAAAAAUACAUAAAUACCUAAAAUAUAAUAUUUGCAUAUUUAGCAUAAUAUAGACAAACUGGCAAUAGGUUCCAGUAAAUGAUAUUUAAGAAACUUUCAAAUCCUAACAAUCAAUGAUUCUAAGACUGAACAUAUCUUUCUGAAAAACUAUUGUUAGCAACUAACACAUGAACACACAAUAAUUUUGUUUUUUGUAUGUUUGCUUUCAAAAUACUU
Ahaetulla prasina is the source of this 10083-nucleotide messenger RNA. It is a transcript of the gene COLEC11, whose product is annotated as collectin subfamily member 11. The transcript is spliced from 7 exons. Bases 5479 to 6417 code for a protein of 312 amino acids. The record is from RefSeq and is a predicted model, not a curated record. Lineage: Eukaryota; Metazoa; Chordata; Lepidosauria; Squamata; Colubridae.